This is a messenger RNA of Moesziomyces antarcticus, 2136 nucleotides long. RefSeq names its product rad21 protein. Gene Ontology annotation, cellular component: cohesin complex; synaptonemal complex. The record is from RefSeq and is a predicted model, not a curated record. Gene Ontology annotation, molecular function: protein binding; chromatin binding. The transcript has a single exon. NCBI's taxonomy places the organism in Eukaryota, Fungi, Basidiomycota, Ustilaginomycetes, Ustilaginales, Ustilaginaceae. The coding region runs from base 1 to 2136 and encodes 711 amino acids. Gene Ontology annotation, biological process: replication-born double-strand break repair via sister chromatid exchange; synaptonemal complex assembly; mitotic sister chromatid cohesion.
AUGUUCUACAGCGACGUCAUCCUCGCCAAGCGCGGGCCUCUUGCCCGUGUUUGGCUCGCCGCGCACUGGGAGCGCAAACUCAGCAAGACGCAGUUCCUGCAGACGAGCAUCGAAAAGAGUGUCAGCGCCAUCAUGGGCCAAGAAGUCGUCCCUAUGGCACUCCGCCUCUCUGGUCAGCUCCUGCUCGGUGUCGUGCGCAUCUACUCGCGCAAGGCCAAGUAUCUGCUCGAGGACUGCAAUGAAGCGCUGCUCAAGAUCAAGAUGGCGUUCCGCUCCGGCGCCGUCGACAUGACCAGCGACCAGCUCAGCGUCUCGCGAAACGCCAUCACACUGCCCGACAUCCGCACCGAUCUCGACAUCUUGCUACCGGACCAGGCUAUGAACGACUUUGAUGUCGAUUUCGAGAGACUCGCCGCCAAGAAGGCCAAGAAGCUUGCCGACAACCCCACCGCUUACACCGCUCGCGCUGCCGAUAUUACACUCCCAACUGUAGACUACAGCGCGUUUGACGACACAUUCGACAUCUCGUCCGGCAUUGACGGCAUUGCAUCGCAGGACUUUGACCCGGACGGUGGUCUCGAUCUCGGUCUCGAGGACGAUCUGCCCGAGGUCGAGGGUCGUCGCAACGAGGCUGGCCAGCUUGUCGAUGAGAACGGCGACCCGCUUCCCGAGGACGACUCGCUCAGCAUCGGUGUCGGACGAGACGCACCCAGCGAGGCAGGGCGUCAGUCGGUCGCAUCCAUGCUCAAUCUCGGCAUGGACAACGACAUCACGCUCGGCUCGGCCGGCGGCUCCCAGGCGCCCAGCGUCGGCAUGCCCGACUUUGACCUCGGCGGAGAGGGACUCGACCUGGGUCUCGACAAUGACGGCCUGGAUCUGGGUCUCGACAUGGACGUGGAUCGCGCCGUGACGCCGCCACCCGGCGACAACAGCAUGGCGCUGGCGAUGGCGGACAUGACACCAACAACAGCGGCUCGCAUCCGCGACGCCGCCCAGCAGCGCCAGCAGGACGAGGCGGCCACCAGGCAGGCCAAGGCGCGCAAGCAGAUCGUCGACACGCUCACCGAGCUGCCCGACAGCCAGCUUGGCGGGCUGAGCCAAGGCCUCAGCCAGGGCGGCGCGAGCCAGGCGGCCAACGUUGCAGACCUGCUCACCGAGGAGCGCUAUCUGCCGCGCUCGCGCGCCUACCUCCAGCUCCUCACCAUCCGUGAAGACCCGUUCGCGCACUUUAUGCCGUUUGCGGACCCGGCGAACAAGGACAAGAGCUCGCUCGUCAUCGGCCCCUCGGGACUGGCGUCGGAGCUGAGCGAGCUGUUCACGUUUGACCUGUCUGCGAUGCGACGCCGUCGGGCGGCCGCGGUUGCGGAGGACGACGCCCCGAACAAGCGCGCCCGCCUGGGCGACGACGACGACAUGGGCGUUGCACGCCGCGCAGAGCACGGUCGCGACUCGGUCGGGCUUGGCCCCAUGGAUGACGAGGCUGGCUUCGACUUUAGCAUGGGUGGCGACGGUGGAUUCGAUGUGCCGGGCAUGGACGUGUCGAUGGGCGACGACGGCCUGCGCCGGUCGUCGCGCAAGUCGCGAGCGGAACUCGAGGCCGAGGCAGGCGACGAGACGGGCCGUCUCCCCGCGCUCUCUCGCCUCUCCACGCCGGAGAUCGACGAUGGUGCGCUCGACUCGGCGGCGGUGAGCUCGUCAAACCCGCUGGCGCUGUUCGAUGUGCGUCCGGCGGACGACACGCAGGCGGCGGAGCAGAUCGCCGAGGUGCUCCGCGCGUCCGAGGACGCCGAGUCCACCAAAGGCUGGGCCAAGAGCACGGUACGCGCCUUCCGCGUCGUCCGUUCCCAGCUCUCUGAGCCUACCGCCGCAGAAGACGAGCAGGAGGAGUCGCGCUUCGUCGAGGUGGACGACGAGACCCACACCAAGCAGCUCUCGUUCCAAAAGAUCGCCACCAACGCCUCGCGCCGUGCGGCCGCCGGCUUCUUCUUCGAGAUGCUCGUGCUCGGCACAAAAGACUGCGUGCGCCUCAACCAGGACGAGCCGUACGGCGACAUCAAGGUCGCCGCCAAGCCCAAGCUGUGGGACGCGUCCGAGGCUGCUUCGGUGCCAGCGACUGCGACGGCCGUUGCAGCUUGA